UUCGGGAGCAGGUAGGCGGGUACGCCGCGGUCCCGGGGCUGGACGCCAGUCCCCGGCUCUGAGGACUCAGAACCGCACAUUCUAAUUCCCUGGGCCCCGAUCCGAAACCUGAGACGUCGGUCGGCUCUGUUUCCCGCUCACAGACACCCUUGACACUCUGCAUCAUCAUGGUGACCCAGUGUGGCCUACUCACCAACAAAAAGGGGCCAGUGGCGCUGAAGAGUAUCUCUGUGAGCCUGUCCAUUCGUGAGUUUGUGGCUGGUGUGUCUGCAACUCUAAACUAUGAGAAUGAGCAGAAAGUUCCUUUGGAGGCCUUCUUUGUCUUCCCCAUGGAUGAAGACUCUGCUGUCUACAGCUUUGAAGCCUUGGUAGAUGGAAAACAAAUUGUAGCAGAAUUACAGGAUAGGAUAAAGGCCCGUGAAAACUAUGAGACUGCCAUCUCCCAGGGCCACCAGGCCUUCUUAUUGGAGGAGGAUAUGAGCUCCAGGGAUGUCUUCUCUUGCAAUGUGGGGAACCUCCAACCCGGGUCAAAGGCUGCACUCACCCUGAAGUACGUGCAGGAGCUGUCCCUGGAAGCGGAUGGCGCCCUGCGCUUUGUGCUGCCAGCUGUGCUGAACCCUAGAUACCAGCUCUCUGGAAGUUCUCAGGACAGCUGCCUUAAUAAGGGACCUGUAGUGCCUUUGGAGGACCUGCCCUACACACUCAGUAUGGUUGCCACCAUCAAUUCCCAGCAUAGCAUCGAGAAAGUGCAAUCCAACUGCGCCUUCAGUCCUCUUCAGUACCUUGGAGAUGAUAAGACUUCUGCUCAGAUUUCCCUGGCUGAUGGCCACAAGUAUGAUCGGGAUGUGGAGCUUCUGAUUUACUACAUCAAAGUGCACACCCCCAGUGUAGCUGUGGAGAUGGGGAUGCCUGAUCUCGGCCCAGAUAAUUUGCUCGGACAGCCAUCUGCAAUGGUGAGUUUCUAUCCAGAGAUCACAGAAGACCAGCCGUCUACUACCUGCGGAGAAUUCAUCUUCCUCAUGGACCGCUCAGGCAGUAUGGAGACCCCCAUGAGCGGCCAGGGCAUAGCUCAGCAGCGUAUAGAGGCGGCCAAGGAAACACUGAUUUUGCUGCUGAAGAGUUUACCCAUAGGCUGUUAUUUCAACAUCUAUGGAUUCGGCUCUACCUAUGAGGCAUUCUUUGAGCAAAGUGUGAAGUACUCGCAGCAGACAAUGACGGAGGCCCUGGAGAGGGUGAGGCUUAUGCGGGCAGACCUAGGAGGCACUGAAAUCUUGGCACCACUCCAGAACAUUUACAGGGUGCCCUCCAUCUCGGGCCACCCCCUGCAGCUUUUCGUCUUCACAGAUGGAGAAGUUAAUGACACAUACAGUGUAAUUAAAGAAGUUGGAAUGAAUAAGCAUAAACACAGGUGUUUCUCUUUUGGUAUUGGAGAAGGUGCCUCCACCAGCCUAAUAAAAGGCAUUGCCCAGGCGUCAAGAGGCACGGCAGAAUUUAUCACAGGCAGGGAGAGGAUGCAGUCCAAGGCUCUUAGGACCCUGAAGAAUUCUCUGCAGCCUGCGGUGGAGGACUUAUCUGUGAGCUGGGAUUUGCCUGCUGGUCUGUCUGCUAAAGUGCUUUCCCCAGAACAGACUAUCAUCUUUAAGGGUCAGAGGUUAAUCAUCUACGCCCAGUUGUCUGGAGUGAUGCCAGCAGCAGAGACAACAGGACACGUUUGCCUCAAGUAUGCAUUCCACGGCAAGCAUUGCGAGGAUAAGGUGACAUUCUCUUUACAACCCAAGACUGAUGCCAACCUCACCAUUCACCGCCUUGCUGCCAAGGCCUUUAUCCAGAGCAUGGACCUGGGUUUCAUGGAGACACCAGCAAGUUACAGAAAAGAAGUGUUGAACACCAGCCUUGAGACUGGUGUCAUUAGCUCCUUCACAGCUUUCAUUGCCAUCAACAAGGAGCUCAACCAGCCAGUUCAGGGGCCCUUGUCUCAAAUGGACAUUCCAAGGCCAGUUCUGCUGCCCCGUCUCCGUGGAGGUGGAGUAAGCCCAGCCCAAGCUUCUGGUUUCAACCCAUUGAUGAUGCACACCCUUUAUAACCCACAAUAUAAUACGCCGCAGAUUCAGUCUUCCCGUCCUCUUCAUGCAAAGUAUUUAAUGACAACGACUCGUUCUGCCACCAAUAGGAACAAGUUGGGAACUCACCGUACAGCCAAAGCCACUAGGGGGAACGCUGUUAUACAGCUGAUAUCCCUCCAAAAUGCAAAUGGUUCCUGGGAUCCCAAUGAAGAUCUGGCCAAGGCCCUUGACAUGAGUUUGGAAGAUAUGAUGGCUGCACAGCCCAGUGAGCUCGUGGACUCCUUAGGCUGGGCCACCAUCCUGGCAGUGAUCUGGCUGCAUACCAACGCUAAGGACUUGAAGUGUGAGUGGAACCUUCUGGAAAGGAAGGCUGUGACCUGGAUUCGCCGCAGUACAGGCCCCGUCAUGCCAGCGAUUGUGAAAGCUGCUAUUAGCUUCCUGAAGUCACCUGUGGAUCCUGCUAUCUUUGCCAUCUGAGCAUAUCAUCCUGGAAAAGUGCCUCUUGUUGGCUCCUGCCACUUCAUUUACCAUCCCCUUCUGCUGUGAUACGAUUUGGGUCUUACACCUCUUCUGUCAUUUCCUGCCACAAAAGUAAAGGGUGCCCACGUUCCCUUUGCUUGUGAUUUCCCCUUCCUUGCCAUGGUCACUCACUAGUGGUCCUAUUCCCUGUUUUGGAGAAGUUCAAAGCAUUCAUACACACUUUGGUUUCCCGUAGUGACAACAUGAAAAACAGGUGACAUGGAUUUCAGAGCAAAGGCUACACCACUAAUGUUAGGAAAUGCCUGAGUUAGAUAAUUCUCUACAUUACUUUGUCUCUUCACUUUCAAUCUUACACACUUAGAAUGGUAAGGCUGGUACCAUACCAUUCUAAGCUGGUAAGCUUUGAAGUUUUCCAUCCUUAGGAAGAGGCGUUAGAAGGAGGGAGAAAGCCAAACAUUAGGAUCAGUGUAACCUCAAGAUCACAGAGAGACUAAGGGGUCCACUGUGUGAGUUGGCACUGUUGGGGACCUUCUCGAAUAAUUCUGCGUGCCUUUCACUGUUCUUACUGCCUCUGAGACUUGGGUUGAGCUAUACUUGAUGGAGAGGAUUGUUUAUCCUUAAUCAUUAAAUGCCUUAGAGCUCUGUAGAAUGGACUCCUUAGUCCUCAGCUGAAUCUGGGAGACCUCUAAGGCAGGCUCUGAUCUAGUACAAUCAAGGAAGAGGGGGUUUAAUGGCAGCUUUGUUUGAGACCUGAAUCCGGAUCACUUACCACAUGAGGAUGAAAGGAGUUCACAUGAUCACCCCCCACCCUUACAUCUCACACACCAUUCCUAGGGGGGAUGACCCUUCUGGAUGUGCUGCUCUCCAUAACUGUUCUGUUAAUAUUAAACUACUAAUCCUGCA
Messenger RNA from Otolemur garnettii (small-eared galago), 3446 nucleotides. RefSeq names its product von Willebrand factor A domain containing 5A (gene VWA5A). Bases 168 to 2540 code for a protein of 790 amino acids. Lineage: Eukaryota; Metazoa; Chordata; Mammalia; Primates; Galagidae. The record is from RefSeq and is a predicted model, not a curated record. The transcript is spliced from 19 exons.